This is a messenger RNA of Pungitius pungitius (ninespine stickleback), 3775 nucleotides long. RefSeq names its product DENN domain-containing protein 2D-like. NCBI's taxonomy places the organism in Eukaryota, Metazoa, Chordata, Actinopteri, Perciformes, Gasterosteidae. The transcript is spliced from 13 exons. The record is from RefSeq and is a predicted model, not a curated record. Gene Ontology annotation, cellular component: nucleoplasm; cytosol. Bases 494 to 1984 code for a protein of 496 amino acids.
GUUCAGCUCUCAAUAGAAUCCUACAAAAUUAAAAGCUAUUCCGGCUUGCUCUUACUCAAUGAGCUUGAGUCACGGCCUGCUGGUGGCUGCUUCGUGGUCACAGCUGCAGCAUUUAAAGCUCCACACGCGAACCGCUCGGUGUCUGCCGACCCGUCGAGCUUCUCUGACGUCUCCAAGUUAUUUCGACUUCCCAAAUAACUAACUUGAAUCAGAGUAAAAGUCGCACGCAGGCGGAGUAGCGCAAACCGCCGCAGUGGUGCUCAGCGUUGCGGAGAUGCCUUCCGGGAAAUCGUUGCGGAUCCAACUUGAACGCAACACCGCAGAGGACACGCGCGCCGGGUGCACGCUCCGAGCAGAAGAAGCCGCUCCAGUCUGCUCAAACAAGGAGGCGAUGUGUGCGCGGGAAUGGAGACGCUAGAAGGCCGCCCCUGGGUUCGUGAGUUCAACGACAACAGCGGAGGAGACUGCGGUGCGUUUGCGGGGUGACGCAGAUAUGAGCGGAGCGGUAGUAAGGAGGAAAAAGGGACGUGUACUGACAAACUUCAGGGGCAGAUGGACAGCCAUUCAAUCAGAUGAAGACCAACAACAGGGGGGCCUCAAGAGGAUUAGUGCCAUGUGGUCCUCCUUCCGCAGGGGCAAAAGAGAUAACAAAGACCCUGAGACGACAGGGGCGAUGGACCCCAUGGUGGCCGAAAACACAUCCAGGCAGCACCGCUACGUCAGUGGUCAGUACUUCUUUGAAUACCUCGUGGUGGUCAGCCUAAAGACGAAAGACAGCAGCAGCUACGAACCUCAGAUCACCUACCAGUUUCCAAAGAGAGAUGGGAUGGCAAGGUUUCAGAAGGAGGAGGAGGAGAAGACUCUAAAGGCGAUCACUCUCUUCUGUUUCCCAGAGGGCAUCAACUGGGCUCCUUUGACAGAAUACCACAGUGAGACUUUCUCCUUUGUUCUGACUGAGAUUGAUGGCAGCAGGAGAAACGGAUACUGCAGGAGGUUACUGCCUGGAGGGAAAGGAGCUCGACCACCGGAGGCUUACUGUAUCAUCAGUUCGCUGGCUUGUUUUGGCCUCUUCUCCAAGAUAUUCGACGAGGUGGAGAAGCGCCGGCAGAUCUCCAUGGCCAUGAUCUACCCAUUCAUGCAGAAGCUGAGGGAGGCUCCAUUCCCAGCUCCGGGGAACACUGUUGAGAUUAAGAGCUUCAUUCCGGAGUCAGGCACUGAGAUUAUCCGUCUGACCCGGCCGUUGGAUUCCUGGCUGGAGCAUGUGAACUUCAACACUCUGUUUGGCUGCCUGACAGACCAGGAGGUUCUGCUGGUGUUUGCCGCCGCUGUCCUGGAGAGACGGAUAGUCUUCAUCGCUGAUGAACUGGGCACAUUAUCCCAAGUGAUUCAUGCCGUAGCAGCCCUCCUUUACCCCUUCGUCUGGCAGCACACCUUGAUCCCCAUUGUUCCGGAGAUCCUGAUCGACGUUGUGAUGGCGCCCACCCCCUACCUGCUUGGAGUCCAGAAACGCUUGCUGGACCAGGUCACCGACCAGAGUGACCUUCUCGUGGUUGACUUGUCUGUGGAUAAAAAUACCACAUUUAUUGCUUCAAUCGGUGAUGAGAGUUCAAUUCUGCCCCCGAAGCUUCAGGCAGAAAUACUUGAGGCUUUAAGUAAAAGACAAAAACCAACAACGGUAGAGGAGAUGAAUCGGGUUGUGUCUGAAGCCUUCCUGCUUUUCUUUGUGAAGACUGUGGGCCACUACGGCUCAUACGUGAAGCGCCGCCGCCCCGGAGAGCAGGGCGUUUUUGAAAAGAGGAGUUUCUACAAAGCCAUUGAUUCAAAGACCACUCGACACUUUGUCAAGAAGUUCCUCCAGACUCAAACGUUCGACCUAUUUAUCCAGGAGGUGGAGCAGCAGACUGGACCGCAGCAAGGAAUAUUUCACAAGAAGAUCCUUGAAUACCAGGAGAAGAAGAAAAAGGAUAAGACAAAGAAACGCUAGGACCCUGGCUCUAUAUAAGGGAGUCCAUAGGAAAGCAUGUGAAUGUUUCACUGUGUGUUUGAUGUCCUUUGUUACUUUUUGGUUUGAGUCGAUGUGUGAUUCACUGUAUGUAGCUGCUAUUCUGUGAAACACUGGCAGAAUGAGAGACUAGUUUCAUGUGUUCGUUUUCAGCCUGUGGCCUGAUGAGUAGGCAAAUCAUUUCAUAUAAAGAUUAGUUUUUUUUUUUUUUAAUCAUACACCCGCAGUCAAUGUCUUUUCGGCAUGGAACCCAAUGGCUGGACGCCUGUUGUGUCUUACUAACAAAUAACUGCAAUAUUCAGCAUACAGUUUCCCUUUAUGGAUAUUGUUAAUUUUAUAAUCAAAUUUGGCUUUAACGGCCAAGUGUUGCUCUCGAAUUACAUACAUUGGAACAGGGAAGUGGUGCAUGGAGGAUGCAACUUUCCCUCCAACUGACUGGUAAAACAAUAUGAACUAUAACAAAUGCAAACCAGUUAAAAUGAUAGGACAAUAUCAUAUGGUUCCCCCAGUAUGUUGAGUUUUAAUGUUUCUAGAAAAUGGGGCUCAACAGAAAAGGUUUGGGAACUGAGUUGAAGUCAACAAACUAUCAAAUAAGAGACCUCGGGUUGAGUCUGAACUGAGCUCUUCUUCCGAAAGGCCUUGAAGAGAAACUUCAGCUGAGUUGGUGAAUUGGCCCCCACAAGCUGCAGAGGAGACGCAUGGGGGUGUGAGGGGCUUCUAGUGAAGGAUAAAUAUGGAAGUAAAUCUGUGCCAUCGGGGGUUGAAAUAAAAAGGUGAUUGAAUUUCUAGCACUGAAUAUUUAUGCAUCGAAAUUAUGUACCUGAAUGUUUUUCAACAUUAAAACACCGCAAAAAAAUUCAACCUAAAAAAAAAACUGUUGAAAUAUUCAGCCGAAAAAGAAAUGGAGGUUACAAUAUUCAACCCAAAAAAUUUCAACCUUGAGACACCAACAUCCCGGACACUAAGGAAGAGCAAUCGAUUCUAGAUUCACGAUCAGGACCGUGCGUCAAGCUAAAGGAGUGAGCACCCAAAACACCUUGGGCUCUGGAUUGUAGCCAUGUCCAAUAAUAAUGGGGCUUCAUACGUUGCCACACUGAUGGCAUAAAGAAGAGUUAAAGCCCCGUUAUUAUUGGACAUGGCUACAAUCCAGAGCCCAAGGUGUUUUGGGUGCUCGCUCCUUUAGCUUGACGCACGGUCCUGAUCUUGAAUCUAGAAUCGAUUGCUCUUCCUUAGUGUCCGGGAUGUUGGUGUCUCAAGGUUGAAAUUUUUUGGGUUGAAUAUUGUAACCUCCAUUUCUUUUUCGGCUGAAUAUUUCAACAGUUUUUUUUUUAGGUUGAAUUUUUUUGCGGUGUUUUAAUGUUGAAAAACAUUCAGGUACAUCAUUUCAAUGCAUAAAUAUUCAGUGCUAGAUUUGAUACUUGAAAACAAAAAUGGAAAACCAUGCAAUCAUCAAGAAGGCAAGGUGGGAUUUUAAACAAAAGAUUGCAUAUCAAAGAAUGCCAUGUGGUGUGUUCUUUGCUUUUGGAAGAGGGGAAGUAAAGGUUUGGGUGCAUAACACCACCUACUGUACACAAUUAUAAAAAAUGUAGAACAUAUUUCUGUAAUGCACCUUCCAGUAGAAUCAAAUUAUGUUUUUAAUGGUGUGUGUGAGCAGCUGGAGGACUACAUAGAAUCUCAUGAGAAGCAGCUCUGCCUCUGAUGAGAUUGAUGCUACACAAACUCCCAAAGUAAGGAAACACCAGACAAACAACAUUGUGAAUGGUUGGUAGAUAA